AUGGACAAGAGUUGGAUUGCAUUAGGUAGCACAGUUGAUGGAAGGAUAAGUCGGGCAUAUAAUGAUGGGGUAAUAUCAUUUCUCCGUUUUGCAAUGGCGGUUAUCGAUCGAGAUGGUAAAAUUUUGUGCCCUUGUCGAAAGUGUGUGAAUGUUGUUCGUCAAAAAUUUCAAAUUGUUCAAAUUCAUUUGCUGCAACAUGGGAUUAUUCCAACUUACACUAUCUGGCACGUGCAUGGGGAACCCCGUGAAUCAAACGAGGCUUAUCAUCAUGAUAUACCCGUUGAGGGCAAUGAGGUUUUGGGAGGUAUUGAUGCCUUAGUGGAAGAUCGAAUAAGAGGGGAAUCAACUAAUACAACUCAAGAGGAGGAGGUUCGCACUUUUGAUAAAUUAUUGAAUGAUGCCAAACGUGAGGUGUACCCAGGUUGCACAAAUUACACUUUGUUAAAAUUUGUCAUCGAGAUACUUAAUAUGAAGGUAACAAACCAUUGGAGUAAUAAGUCAGUUGACAUGAUGCUAGAGUUUUUAACAAAACUUUUACCGAAGGAUAAUUUGGUUCCAAAGUCAACUUAUGAAGCUAAAAAAAUACUACGUGAAUUGGGUUUGUCAUACGAGCUCAUUGAUGCUUGUGUAAACGAUUGUGUGCUCUUUUGGAAGGGGAAUGCAACACCAGAUAAAUGUCCAAAUUGUAAGGCUUCUAGAUACAAGACAAAUCAUGGUAGAGGUAAGAAGAUCUCUCGUAAGGUUCUUCGAUACUUCCCGUUAACACCGAGAUUGAAAAGGUUGUACAUGUCGAGGAAGAGAGCCGAGGAAAAACGUCUAGAUGACGGUGUAUUGAGGCAUCCUGCAGAUAGUGAUGAGUGGAAGGAAUUCGAUACACAACAUCCUGAAUUUGCCUUGGAGCCUCGGAAUGUGAGGCUAGGGUUGGCUACUGAUGGUUUCAACCCUUUCGGAAAUAUGAAUAACUCAUAUAGUUUGUGGCCUGUCGUACUCAUUCCGUACAACUUGCCACCGUGGUUGGCUAUGAAGGACCCAUUUUUCAUGCUAUCAUUACUUGUUCCUGGUGAAUCACAACUAGGAAUUGAUAUUGAUGUCUACAUGAGACCUUUAGUGGAAGAAUUGAAUGAAUUAUGGAAAAAUGGUACAUUAACCUAUGAUGCCUCGACUGGUGAGACUUUCUGCAUGCGUGCAGCUUUGCUGUGGAUGAUACAUGAUUGGCCCGCAUUUGGUGACAUUUCUGGAUGGAGAACAAAGGGUCAUUACUCUUGUUACACUUGCAAUGAUGAACCAUAUUUUGAAUCUUUAAGAAGUAAGAUUGCGUAUAGUAACCGUCGAUACUACUUGCUUGAUGACCACCCAGAAAGGCGAAAGAGUAGAGCAUAUAAUGGCAAGCAUGAAAAACGGAAGAGAUCUUUUGUGAUACCGAUAGAAAAGAUUGAAGAACAAUUGGGCAGCGUGACGGGCGUCACAUAUGGAAAACAUCCAAGCAACAGGAAAAGACCUCGUCAGAACCCAAAUUGGACAAAGGUAAGCAUCUUGUAUGAGCUACCAUAUUGGAAGAAAAUGAGGCUUCGACACAACAUUGAUGUCAUGCAUGUGGAGAAGAACUUUAGUGAAAAUGUUUUUGGAACGAUGUUGGGAAUUGAUGGAAAGAACAAGGAUACAGAUAAGGCACGAAUGGAUUUAGAAGACAUGAAUAUAAGGAAAGAAUUGUGGCUGACAACAAAUCCCGAUGGAUCAUAUGUGAAGCCUUGA
This is a messenger RNA of Camellia sinensis, 1752 nucleotides long. RefSeq lists its product as uncharacterized. NCBI's taxonomy places the organism in Eukaryota, Viridiplantae, Streptophyta, Magnoliopsida, Ericales, Theaceae. The record is from RefSeq and is a predicted model, not a curated record.